CCGAAUCCAACAUAAGAGACGCCGAGCGCACUGCCUAAUUUCCGCAGCAUAAUUGCAUCAGCUCCAACUCAGAUUUCUAUUCUCACGAAAACAUUCCAGAGCUCUCUCUCCCGCUCUUCUCUCUCGAACUCAAACCCUAGCUCUCUGAGCUCUCUGUUUGGCUUCAAUGGAUUCUGUCCAAACAAACCUUAACGAUCCCCAAUCUUUUUCUGCACAAAACCAAAAUUUUUACAACCAAAACCCUCCUCCGCCUCCCCAAACCCUAGCGUCCGAUUACCCGCCUCCACCACCGCCGUCACAAAUCGUGGAUUCCGAUCCUUCCCAAACCUUAGGAUCCGCCCCCAACCAUGGCUACAACAACAACAACAGCAGAGUCCAGGUUAAUCAGGAUGCCGAUUCCAAUACUGUUAACAACAAUUCUUCAUGGAAACCUGAGAUGCAGAAGCCUCUACUGUCGGAAAAUGGGUUAACUAACACUCACAGCGGCACCACCGACAAGGAUUAUUCUGGCGGAGAAGAGGAAACCACCAGCAGAAGGAGAAGGAGGAGCCGGUGGGACCCGCCGUCCGAUUCGAACAACAACCAGAGCGGAAAUGAAGAGACGGGUAGUGGAACCAAGAAGAGAAAGUCCCGGUGGGCAGAUGAUGAGCCUAAACCGGUGAUUCAGCUUCCUGAUUUCAUGAAAGAUUUUACUGGAGGUAUCCAAUUUGACCCUGAGAUUCAAGCUUUGAAUAGUAGGUUGCUUGAGAUUAGUAGAAUGUUGCAAUCUGGAUUGCCUUUGGAUGAUAGACCUGAGGGAGCUAGGUCUCCUUCGCCUGAGCCUAUAUAUGAUAAUAUGGGAAUCAGGAUUAAUACCAGGGAAUAUAGGGCAAGAGAGAGAUUGACCAAAGAGCGACAAGAAAUUAUAUCUCAGAUUCUUAAGAAGAAUCCAGCUUUCAAGCCGCCAGCGGACUAUAGGCCACCCAAGCUUCAGAAGAAGCUUUAUAUACCGAUGAAAGAAUACCCGGGUUACAAUUUUAUUGGGUUGAUUAUUGGGCCAAGAGGGAAUACCCAGAAGAGGAUGGAGAAGGAUACAGGUGCAAAGAUUGUAAUUAGAGGUAAAGGUUCAGUGAAGGAAGGUAGGUUGCAGCAGAAAAGGGAUUUGAAGCCUGAUCCUUCAGAGAAUGAGGACUUGCAUGUUUUGGUUGAGGCUGACACACAAGAAUCACUUGAUGCUGCUGCAGCAAUGGUGGAAAAGCUCUUGCAGCCUGUUGAUGAAGUAUUGAAUGAGCAUAAGAGGCAACAGUUGAGGGAACUUGCUGCCUUGAAUGGAACGAUAAGAGAUGAAGAGUAUUGUAGGUUGUGUGGUGAGCCGGGGCACCGUCAGUAUGCAUGUCCUUCACGUACUUCAACUUUUAAGAGUGAUGUUUUGUGUAAGAUUUGUGGUGAUGGUGGGCAUCCAACAAUUGAUUGUCCAAUGAAGGGAACAACAGGGAAGAAAAUGGAUGAUGAAUAUCAGAAUUUCUUGGCUGAGCUAGGAGGUACUGUUCCUGAUUCAGCAACCAAGCAAAACACUACAUCCGCCAGUUCUGGAAGUAAUCCUCCAUGGGCUAGCAACAGUGGAAGUGCGGGAAGUGCACACCCUGGCUUAGGGUCCAAUGCUGUUAAGCCCCCCAAGGAAUACGAUGAUACUAAUUUGUAUAUAGGAUACUUGCCUCCCAAUCUUGAUGAUGAUGGUUUGAUCAGUUUGUUUUCAUCUUAUGGUGAUAUUGUGAUGGCAAAGGUAAUUAAGGACCGGGUUACUGGACUGAGUAAAGGGUAUGGUUUUGUAAAGUAUGCCAAUGUUGACAUGGCGAACAAUGCUAUUAAGGGAAUGAAUGGUUAUCGUCUAGAGGGAAGAACCAUUGCUGUGAGAGUUGCUGGCAAGCCGCCACAACCUACCGUGCCUCCUGGUCCUCCAGCAUCAACAAUGCCCACUUAUCCCGUUUCAAGUCAGCCAGUUGGUGCCUAUCCAUCACAGCAAUUUACAACUGGAGGUCCCCUUCCAAAUGCUGCACCUGCUAGUUAUGCGGGAAAUCCAGUUCCAUGGGGACCACCAGUUCCUCCGCCUUAUGCUCCUUAUGCCCCCCCUCCUCCUCCUCCUCCUGGAUCAACCAUGUAUCCACCUGUUCCAGGUCAGCCUAUGCCUCCUUAUGGCUUGCAAUAUUCCGCACAAAUGCAGACAGUUCCCCCUGGUGUUCCACCUCCACCUGUGACGUCUAGUGAAACACCACAAAGUUUCCCACCUGGAGUGCAAUCUGAAAACAGCACGUCUGCUCCUGCUGUUCCUACAAAUAUCUAUGGGAACCCAAUGACUGCAAUUCCUCCAAAUUCACAAUCUGCAUAUCCAACAUCUUCGUUAGGUUACUCUUCUUAUUACAAUGCAGUUCCUCCCCCUCCUCCUCCUCCAGCACCUACAUCUUCGACGGACCAUGCUCACAGCAUUGGCAAUGUGCCUUGGGCACCAAAUCCUCCUUUGCCUCCCACAGUCUCCUCUGCAGAGAAAACAACCUAUGGUACAGAUGCUGAGUAUGAGAAGUUCAUGGCAGAGAUGAAGUGAUGCGGAUAUACUCCAUUGAUAGUUAUAUGCUGGGAGGACUGAUGUUUCUUGGAGCUCUUGUGAACCUGAUUUCUUACCUCUUGCCAUGACUUUGUUGGAAGUUUGGGACUCACAUCUUUAACCUUGCUGUACUGUUAUGAAAUUUGCAGAGAUUUGGAUAAAAGUUCAGUUCAUGAAGUUGCAUUCCAGAAAAGCCGUUCAAAUUUUAUUAAUAUUAAAUAUUCAGUGCACCUGUAGGACUUGGUUUUAUUUUCUAUGAAUUCUUAUUGGCCUCUAUUUUAUGUCUGAUUGCUAAUGUUUUACUAUGGUUCAUUUGUCAAACUUUGUUCAACAACUGGUUGCUGACAAUUUUGUUAUUACAUUUUAUUUCUCUGGGGGAUUGUUUAAUGGCUUUGUUCAUUGGCCUAGCCUCCUAAGCUAUUUUCUGGUUAUAAUGCCCUUCUAUUUGUAAGGAUAUAAAUUUGCCAAGUUGCCUCGCCUAGAAGCUCCCCUGGCAUUUGUUUCUCAUUUCCCUUUGUUGAAGGGUAAUUCCUUGUAUAUGAAGGCAGCUGGGGUAUGUGGAUUCUCUCUCAGUUAUAUAUAUCUGUUUGAAUGUUUUCUGUGCUUCCCCUUGUCUCAAUGUUACACUGAUGUAUCUUCUAAGUUCAGAUUUUGCAGGUGAAAGAAACCAUACUUGUCAUGGUAGCCACUGGGUUUUCGAUAUUGUUUUUCUGGGUCUUGAAUUGAGAAAAUAGCUCCUGUGAUUGCCGUAAUUACAAGAAACAAAUGUGAGGUGUUUGAUCUCAUCAAUCUAGGUUUUUUGUGGUUCAAAUUAAAGUUGAUAGGAUAGCUGUAAUUUUAGAGAGAAGUAGUCCAUGAGAAAAAGAGUAUGUAUUGAUUAUGGUGGGCAUUCAUUAAUUAGGCACAACUGAGCUGGUUUGAAAACGAGCAAUCAUUGGAGCUAGUAAUACUUCUUUAAUGGGUUUUGGUUGUUCUACUUGCCUGCUUAAGUUAGAAAUUGUAUUCUCUCAAUAGCUACUGGGGCCUUGUUGUGCAAAUUGAUGUAUGGAAUCUGUAUAACUGAGUUUGAUACUUCAUAUAGGUAACCUUUGAUGCUAGAAACCAUUUUUUUUAUUUAUAACCACUUGUUUGUCGAGGUUGUUUUGAGUCAGUAGGACCAUAAACGGUACAAGUGUGUUUUAUGGUAUUUCAGAGAUCAUUUGUUUAGACUAUUAGAUGGCAGAAUUCCAAAUUCCUUUUUUUUCUCUUAUGCAACUUUUACUUUUAACCCUUUUUGAACUGUUUAUAAUUUCCAUGCCAACUAUUGUUCAUAUAUCAAACCAUGUCAAGUAUUGUGCUACAUAGAUUUGGUUAUAUGUGCUUGCUGCAAUUUUAUUUUACUGGGGCAGAGUGUCGCACAGCUCCUUCCCCGGCUUUUAAACGUUUAAAUUUUGUUGCUGAUGCUUUGUAGAUCUUGCUCUCUCUCUCUCUCUCUCUUUCUCUCUCUGUGCACGUGUGUUAUUUGUGGUUUUUAAGGAUGAAUUUUGGUAUGGAGUGUUUAUGAAAAGAUGAAAUUAUUGUCCGAUCAAGUUAUUUUAAACUUCAUUGUUGGAUUUUAAAAAUUAUUGAGCAGGUAGUUUACAUUUCCAGGUUUUUUUUGUGAAUUUAAGAACAUCCAAUGUUGGUGUCUUAUAUUCUAUGCUUCAACUGAUUGACCACUUAUUUGGUUUACUUAUUUUGCUUGUUUGUUUUACGCUUGGCAAGGUGUUACUUGUAAACAAAUAUUAAUAUGCAUAUUGCUAAGUCUUUAUUUAAUGCUGAAAUCAACCAACCAUGGCUUUCUCUUGUCCUAGAUUUCUUGUUCUGUAAUCCAAGGAAUAGCUGGUAGGUUAAAGCUAAGGCAGACUGAUUCAGGGAGUGGAUUUGUAUUUUCUUGUAAUUUUCUUUUUCAACCUUAUCUGACCUUAUUUUGUAUAAGUUGGUCAGGGUACUCAUCUUUUGUGAUAUUAAGGAGUUUUGCAAGGUAUGUGUUGCUGUCACAAGCUUUUCUGGACUCCAAUCAAAGAUUUUUGGUGCAUCGGCAGCUAGCCUCCUAGAUAGAAUGGCCUUGGUUUCUUUUGUGAGUAAAGGAAUGAGAGAAAGGAUUUUACCAUUGGGACAGUGUGGGGUGUUAGGGAGUGGGUUUGUGGGGUUUGACGAUUUUUUAGCUCAGAACAAUCUUUUGCUGCGUAGGUGGUUUUUAUUUGAUCAUAGUAACGGUCAAAGUUAUGUCUUGUAUGUGACAUUUUAUUCACUAAUUUUAUUAGGUCAAA
Messenger RNA from Theobroma cacao (cacao), 4869 nucleotides. RefSeq names its product splicing factor-like protein. Gene Ontology annotation, molecular function: zinc ion binding; mRNA binding. Gene Ontology annotation, biological process: regulation of mRNA splicing, via spliceosome. Lineage: Eukaryota; Viridiplantae; Streptophyta; Magnoliopsida; Malvales; Malvaceae. The record is from RefSeq and is a predicted model, not a curated record. Gene Ontology annotation, cellular component: nucleus.